UCUGGCGCCUGGAAGGGCAGGGGUCCUGCAGCGCCAGCUUCUUACUCUGAGUCGGUGCCCCGGGCCAGGCCUCUUCACUGCGUACGUUGACAGUACUCAUCUUGGCCCUGAGAAUAAAAUCAAGAAGAAGCUUUUGAAACUUAAGAGAUUAGAUGGGGCUUGACCUCUAUUGGGCAACCCUAGUUAAUAGGAGUUGUUUUGCUGUGCAGAGAAGAUGACUACGGAACUGAGAGAGGCCAUGAUUCCAGACCCUUGGGGCCCAGUGAAGGUGAAAAAGGAGGAGGAAGAGGAGGACAAUUUCCUAAAUCAGGAAUCCAGCCAACAAGCACAUUCUGAGAACUUCAAAGUCUGGGCCCCACAUGAGGGGCCUCAGACAGGCCUUGAUAUAUCCGAAGAGGAGGAAAAGAUGCUGAAACAAAGAAUCUACAGUUAUUUGUUCCAAAAUCUGAGAUAUGUGAUGAAACUGAAAAACCCCUUGUAAUGUCAGGAAGAAUCCAGAAAGUUGACACUCAAGGACCUGAAUUCAGAGAAUCAUGUGAAACAGGAAACAUGGAAAAGAGGCAGAAAAUAAAGAAGGAAAAGAAAGAUUUCAGACAAGUGACAGUGGAGGAUUGUCACUUACCUAAAAACUUCAAAGAAGAGAAAGACCAAAAAUGUAAGAAAUCUGGGGGUAAAUAUAGCCUUAGUUCUGGCUGUAUGAAAAAUCAGAAAAUCCAGCCCGGGCAGAAGCCUUUUACAUGUAGUGUAUGUGGGAAAGGCUUUAGUCAGAGUGCAAACCUUGUCGUGCAUCAGCGAAUCCACACUGGGGAGAAGCCCUUUGAGUGCCAUGAGUGUGGGAAGGCCUUCAUCCAGAGUGCAAACCUUGUUGUACAUCAGAGAAUCCACACUGGACAGAAACCUUACGUUUGUGCAAAAUGUGGAAAAGCUUUCACUCAGAGUUCAAAUCUGACUGUCCACCAAAAAAUUCACUCUUUAGAAAAAACCUUUAAGUGCAGUGAAUGUGAGAAAGCCUUCAGUUACAGCUCGCAGCUUGCCCGGCACCAGAAAGUCCACAUUACGGAAAAGUGCUAUGAAUGCAAUGAAUGUGGAAAGACAUUUACUCGGAGCUCAAACCUCAUUGUCCACCAGAGGAUCCACACUGGGGAGAAGCCCUUUGCUUGUAAUGACUGUGGCAAAGCCUUCACCCAGAGUGCAAAUCUUAUCGUCCAUCAGCGAAGCCAUACUGGUGAGAAGCCAUAUGAGUGUAAAGAGUGUGGGAAAGCCUUCAGUUGUUUUUCACACCUUAUUGUGCACCAGAGAAUUCACACUGCAGAGAAACCUUAUGACUGCAGUGAAUGUGGGAAAGCCUUCAGUCAGCUCUCUUGCCUUAUUGUCCACCAGAGAAUUCACAGUGGAGAUCUUCCUUAUGUGUGUAAUGAGUGUGGGAAGGCCUUCACGUGUAGUUCCUAUCUACUUAUUCAUCAGAGAAUACAUAAUGGGGAAAAACCUUACACAUGUAACGAGUGUGGCAAGGCCUUCAGGCAGAGGUCAAGCCUUACUGUGCAUCAGAGAACCCACACUGGGGAGAAGCCCUACGAAUGUGAGAAGUGCGGUGCGGCUUUCAUUUCGAACUCACACCUCAUGCGACACCACAGAACCCAUCUUGUUGAAUAAGAAAGGGUGAAGAAGACAUUUAGUGGCUGGUCAUGCUACCUGCCAAGUUAGACACCUCUUUGCGAUUUUCUUUCUCCUUUGUAAAAACAAGUUACAGUUUUCAGGAAGGCAGCACAAAUAAGCAUUUCGGAGGUUACUUUACAGAAACUAAGCACCUAAAGGCAAGGGCUCUAUCCUAAGCAGUCAUGUUUUCUGAAAUGGAAUAUGGCUUUUUUAGGAAUGGGUUGUACAAAGCUAGUUGAUAACAAGCCUAUUUGGGGAAAGGUCUUUUUUGCUUAAUUUUGUUUUUUAAAACUGGUAUUUGCUUGAGCAACAGGAAGGUGGUUUUCCUUUUUUGAAUUCUGGAGCUUUGACCUUUGUAUUAUAGUAUUCUGGGUUAAGUGAAAACUAGUUAAGGAAACCAUUUGGGGUAGGCAUUCAACAACAACUCAUCUAUGAAUAUAAGCUUUACGCUCUCUAGGUAAUUUAAAAAAAACAAUCUACAGCUCCUAAAAUGAACAGAAAUAUAAAACAUUUGUUGUCGAUGCCUCCUCCUCCUGAACCUUGGUAUAGUAAAGCUCUGGGGACUUCCUAUGAGUCUGUUCUGACCAUUCCCCAGUCUGCAAGGCCAGGUGCUCAAGGAAUGAUGGAGACAACACACAGCUACAUUCAUUUGCUAAGGUUGACAACUCCUUUCAAACAGUUCCACCAGCCCUCUAAUUCCCAUUGUAUUCCUUUUAGGUGAGAUGCAACUAGCAUGCCCUUUCUCUGAUAGAGGAGUCAAAGAAUAAAGCUUGCCUAGAGAUAUGUCCCAGUUGCUUCUGCUUUUAUUCUGCUCAAGCCCAGCCAGGAUCUCAGUAUGGGUUUCAUUCUCACAUUCUGGAUGGUAUUUAGAAGAAAUGGUAAACUCUUCUAAUUCUGACAAGACCAAAGAGGGGAGUGAAAGGAGAGGGAGGAGGCAGAGUGGGAUUCCUAAAAUGUUAAUUUGGUUCUUAAGAAGUUCAGAAGUGUUGGAAUGUGAAAACUUCUAGAAGGUUGAAGAAACUGGCUCAGGUAAGAUAUCUUUGUUGCUGUUCAGCCUCGAUUCCUGGAAAAAUGAUUUAUAAAACUAUGCAAUAGAGUUCUGUAAUAUCAUUGCCUUGUAUUUAUAUAAAACUUCAUUGUUGUUUGCCUUCAUGUAUAGUAUGAUACCUGUCAGUGAUUUCAUGUUUUCCCAUAGACCAUUAUCAUCCUUAGAACACUGCAGCAGUGUUUUCUCAUUUACUUGAAAGUGGUCAUAUAACAUGAGGCCAAGUAAGGAGUGACCACCUGUAACCAAUCCUGGGACCUGCUGCUCUCCUAACCAUCUUAACCUUCAUCCAGACCUGUGAGGGAGCCUGAGAAAGGGUAUGUAGUCUCAUUUUUGGGUGAAGAAACUGAAGUGAUAGAUUUUGGGGUGUGUUUUUGGUGAUGUGACCAAGAGUAGCGAAUCUAGUACUAGAAUUUUGGUCUCUUGAUUUCUGGGUCUGUCUCCUGACCCCAUUCCAGUGACAUUCCAGUAGUGUAUAUUAUAAACACUGAGCCUGGUGAUAAGCAGUCUGGUGCAACUCUCUGAAGAAGUUCCAUGCUUUUAUUGUCUUUUUUCUAUAAGACUAAAUAAUAUAAAUCACAUAGUGUUUUCUAAUUUACAGAGCAUUUUCAUAUACAGAAGAAAGCUUAUUGUUUUCCUCUUUCAAGAAAUCUUUUGUGAAAGUACAUGCACUGUUGUUUCCCACUUUCACUCUAGAGAUACAAAUACAAGAAAUAAAAAGAAUUCAAAAAUAGGAAUAAAAAAUACUCAUGUCCUCACUGACCCUAACGGUGACUGUUCCUGCUCUCUGUCUAGGAGCAGACCCCCAAGGAUAAACCAAGUUUCUUUGCUGAGAUUAGGAACAAGUUAGUUUUUUCCCCCUGCCUGAUCAGGAAGCUCAGAAUGUCAAGAAAGCCAGUCUGUGGGUUUGAGAUGGCUUUGUGAACUUGACCCAAGAGACCAAAGGGUACUUUAUGACCAUACUUUAUGACCAUUAAGACAAGUUCAAAUCCUCUAUUCAUGGAUGAUGGUAAUAUCCUGGCUAAAGAUUUCCAUUCUUAGGUGGAAAGUCACCCAAGUGAUUCUGAUGCAAAGGUAGGUUUGGGAAUCACUGACUCAGCUUGAAAUAAAGGAAUGGUUUUCAACCUUGGUCGCAUGUUAGAAUCACCCAGCAUACUUUAAAAACUUGCCAUGUCCAUGCCUCAUUAUUUUUUAAAACCCCGGAGGGGAAUGCAGUGUGCUGCCAAAGUUAGGAGCUACUACAGGCAUAUAAUGUAUGAUCAAAGGUGGGAAGGAGGCUCCAGUGUAAGGAUCUGCAUGUACAGUUUUAGCAAAACAGAACAGUUACUCUGCAUUAGCUCGAUUAGGUGUCCUUCAGUGCCCCUGCCAAACUUCAGUUGCUUGGAUUAUGUGACCUUAUUUGUAUUUAAGAGAAUAUACCAAACUUUUUUAUUUAUAUGUGAAAACCAAGCGUUGCAAAACACAUUUUUAUGUAUAUAUUAUGACUUCUUAUGCUUCUGCUUAAAUUUCAUGUUCAGAUCUGGCUUUACACAAUCCCACAUCCAGAUUCAAGACCUUCAAUCCUACCCAAAUGGUGUGAGCCAAGUAGAUUACUAACAACAACUCUUCCCAAUUUACUUAUAACUUUCAAAAUAAAUUAUAACCUGCAAUUUUCCUUACAGUUUCUAAUAGGGGAAGAAUGAUCACCCUUUGUUGUUGAAGUUGGCUUAGGUUUUUCUGUUCCCUUCUCCAUUAGCUGGUCUUGUUAGAAGUGGUUGAGAAUUCCAAAGUUCCAUUUCCCAAAGUUGUUAAGAGUUAUCAUACUUUAAUUAUUUAAAAGCUCUGUUCCUUGUCUGGUGAUUGGCAUGAAGAUUGAGCAAGAGGCUCUUCAUGGAGGCACACACAUGUAGUCCCACUACUUGGAAACUUAGAGGCAAGAGGAUUGCAAGUUCAUAGCUAGCCCAGGCAAUUUAAUGAGACUUGUCUCAAAAUAAAAAAU
Messenger RNA from Urocitellus parryii (Arctic ground squirrel), 4679 nucleotides. NCBI's taxonomy places the organism in Eukaryota, Metazoa, Chordata, Mammalia, Rodentia, Sciuridae. The record is from RefSeq and is a predicted model, not a curated record.